Colias croceus (clouded yellow) is the source of this 614-nucleotide messenger RNA. RefSeq lists its product as uncharacterized. Lineage: Eukaryota; Metazoa; Arthropoda; Insecta; Lepidoptera; Pieridae. The record is from RefSeq and is a predicted model, not a curated record. The transcript is spliced from 4 exons. Bases 66 to 614 code for a protein of 182 amino acids.
UCGCAAAUGCUCUUGUGAGAUACAACAAUUUUAAUUAACUUAAGAGUUAUUUAUUGAAUUCAGUUAUGUUUUUUAAAUUAACAAAAUGUUGCUUCUGUUUCCCUUUGCGGCCAGGAUUACUUACAUUUGGAUAUAUUAUGGCGAUCAUAAGCUACGUCAAUUUAUUACACAUGAUCUUCCGCAUGAACGACAUAUUCCAAGGGACUGUCAGAACCGAUCCGAUGGAUUACAUCAUCCUCUCUUUGUCAUUUGGAGUGAUGGCGAUACAACUUCUGUUCACCGUUAUAUUGAUCACUGCUCUUCAUAAGAACAGUACAGAGCUUUUGGAAGCCUACUACGAGUGCAAUAUUUGUAUGUUCACAACACAAACGACUGUAGCCCUCUUUUACAUUCCUCUACAAGUAUAUAGAUGGCGCCCCAGAGAGGAUCUUAUGUAUAAACUCACUGUUGGCAUGAUAAUUGUAGCUGCUGUUAUUAUAACAACGCAAUUUUAUUUAAUUUCGCUUAUUCGAAGUCAACUAAAAAUAAUGAAGAGAAAUGAUGUGGAAGAUGUAAUAGUACAUGCCGAUACAGCAUUGGCCGGACCUUCUGAUGAUCGAGGAGAUAAUAAAUGA